Pneumocystis carinii B80 is the source of this 199-nucleotide messenger RNA. RefSeq lists its product as hypothetical. Bases 1 to 153 code for a protein of 50 amino acids. Lineage: Eukaryota; Fungi; Ascomycota; Pneumocystomycetes; Pneumocystales; Pneumocystaceae. The record is from RefSeq and is a predicted model, not a curated record. The transcript is spliced from 3 exons.
AUGAUACCUUCUAUACCGAUCUAUGAACAACAAAAUGAUCGACGAUUACAAGAGCUGGAAUCCAAGGUUUCUAUGUUGAAAGAUAUUACUCUGGAUAUUCAUAAGCAAGCAUCGGAUAUGACGAUGCUUGAACAAAGUGUAAAUAAAAUAUGAAUCCAAGUAUACAAGGUUGAUAGGAAAUAUAGAGACAUGCCAUUUC